Molecule: messenger RNA, 2822 nt
Organism: Tribolium madens (black flour beetle)
Lineage: Eukaryota; Metazoa; Arthropoda; Insecta; Coleoptera; Tenebrionidae
Product: cytochrome P450 4C1-like
Exons: 11
Coding region: 194-1759 (521 amino acids)
Molecular function (GO): oxidoreductase activity, acting on paired donors, with incorporation or reduction of molecular oxygen; iron ion binding; monooxygenase activity
Source: RefSeq, a predicted model, not a curated record
GGCCUGUGUUAUUAAAAACUUGUUAGCCAAAACGAACCUGUUUCAAAUUUAUUCUAAGGUCAAGUCCACUAUGAGCAUUAACAUAAAAAAAUGUUUUUUUUAAUCAGUUUUACCCGUUUUUUCCUUUUUUGUCACAACAUUAAGUGUAUAAAUACAACUAACAAAAGUAGCACUGUUUUAGUAAAUCUAAAAUAUGAACCACAAAUACCUUAACAUCACGUCUGCCUUGAUAUGGGUUUUAUUUAUUAUAAUUAUGUAUUUUAUUAUAAAAUACAAUUGGAGUAGACGCUGGCUCUACUAUUAUGGGUCUAAGAUAGACGGACCCUUCGGUUGGCCCGUCAUAGGAAGCGCCCAUUAUUUCAUCGGAGGUCAAAAAGUUUUCUUUAAAACUUUGACGAAACUCUUAGAACCAUAUCCUUCAGUUGCAAAAUUUUGGUUCGGUAACAAUUUAAUAGUGUCAGUUUCACAACCUGAAGAUGUGGAAAUUAUUUUGAAUAAUUGUCUCAAGAAACCGAUAAUAUAUAAUUUUGCUUUAAGCUUUCUUGGAAAUGGGCUUCUAACAUCACCAGUUGAUAUUUGGAAAAGCAGAAGGAAAAUGAUUAAUCCGACUUUUAACUCAAAAAAUUUAAAUUCGUUCAUGGAAAUUUUUGGAAAACAUGCAACUCACUUGGCAAAUAGACUUGACGAAAACUGCGGAAAAGAAUCGUUUGAUGUUUUAUCAAAAUUGUUUAGUUGCACGUUUGAUAUUGCUUGUGAAACGCUUGCUGACGAUAAUAACACUAUAUUACAUGACAAAGAAACCUUCCUUCGAAAAUUAUUAAGAAUAGAAGAUCUUCUAAUGAUUCGUAUAUGUUCUAUUUGGUUUUAUAUAGAUUUUCUGUGGAAUAGAUCUUCGCUUUGUAGAGAAAUGAACAAAACGUGUAAAGAAGUCUAUGCUAUUGCAAAACAACAAUUUCAGGUAGUUAAAUUUAAAAAAUCAAGUUUAAACCAAAAUCCAGACGAUGGUAUGGAUAAUUUUUACGAUGUGGUAUUUUUAUUCCUUUUAGUUUUAGACAACAUUCACAAAGAAAAACGAUUUAUAAAUCAUUUGUUAAAAUUGAGCAAAACAAAUACGGAAAUUGAUGAAACAGCUUUAGAAGAUGAACUUCAAACUAUUCUAAUUACUGCUAGCGAAACUACAGCUCUUACAGUUGGAAUCACUUUAAUAACUUUAGGGAUAUAUCCAGAAAUACAAGAAAAAAUUGACCAAGAACUUGAUAUGAUUUUUGGCAACGAUGAUAGAGAACCAACUUUAGAAGACGUUAAUAAAAUGGAGUACCUAGAACGGGUUAUUAAAGAGACUUUAAGAUUACUUUCGCCUGUACCAAUUAUUGCAAGAGCAACUGACCGAGACAUAAAACUUGAUUCUUGCACAAUCCCCACUGGAAGUUUUGUCUUGAUUCCGAUAUAUCUCAUUAGCAGCAAAUCUGAAUUUUGGGAAGAACCAAAUAAAUUCGAUCCUGAUCGAUUUUUACUAGAAAAUAGUUCGAAUCGCCACCGUUGUGCGUUUAUUCCCUUUAGUUUGGGUCCUAGAAAUUGCGUGGGCUUCAAAUUCGCCAUGAUGUCAGUGAAAGUUCUGUUGUCGACAAUUUUAAGAAAGUACACCAUUAAACCAUCUGAAUAUAAAAAGUUGGAAGAUGUCAAAAUUAUCGUUGGUAUAGUGGCGAAACCAGUAUCAGGCUACAAGAUAAAAUUAGAGAAAAAAAUUAUUGAGAAGUGAAAAUUUCGAAAAAAUAAUAAUAUAUAAUAAAAUAAAAUAAAAUAUUUUUAUUUUAUUUAGAAAAUCAAAUAGGGAUUAAGAAUCUUAUUGCUUAUUUGCAUAUUUAUGCGACUUUUAGCACACCUUUAAAAAUAUGCAGUAUCAAACCAAACUAUCUAAAUUAAACUUUUUGAAUUUUAUUUGUCGUCUUAAGGAUUGGUAUCCAAAAAUUUGUGAAAAAAACAUACGUAAAUAAAUAAAAUAAAAACGUAGUCAAGAAAGUGUUUGAAAGAAAAAGAUUAUCGUAAAGCCUGUUUUUUAUUUAAACGGAAAUUACCAGGUCAAAAUUUAAAAAAAAACAUACUUUACAAUACAUAUCUAUACCUACGUACAGGAUGAGUCUUAACUUAUACGGUUAUUUUUAGAGUAUGAUAGGUUAUGCCAAAUAAUAACUAAUAGUGAAAAAAAAUUUAAUAAGUUUCUUAGUUACCGAGAUGUAGGUAUCUUGUUAAUAACACUAUUAGACUUUAAAAUUUUAGAUAAUUUGGGCUGAUGACACCAAUGCCGGCAUCACAUUUGUUUAUGCCAUGCCUGUCAAUAGCUAAGUGAGUCGAUUUUCUUUGUUUUGGUGGGGUUAAGUGAGUGGUAUUUUUAUUGAUAUUCGACGAAAAUAAAUAAAGUUAAAUUUAACUUAUUUUUUAUUUUUUUUACUUAUUAUUGAUCAUAACCUUUCAUUCCUUACGUUAAUGCGUAUAAAUUAAGACACAUCCUGUAUAGUGCAUUUUUCAAUUUGUAAACAUUAUGGUGAAUUUGAUCCAAUUUGGAUUUUACGGAGAUAAGUAAUAUGAAUGUAUCAAAGUCAACGCCAAAGGUUUAUUAAAAACGGUCAAAACUCUUGCCAUCACCAGCCAAAAUUUAGAGCUCUAAUUACAAAAAAUUAUGACACUAGAAAUAGAAAAUUACAUUAUUCCUGUGUGGAACUACUAGUUAAAGGAAUAAGUGCAUCACGUUUUCACGUUCUCGUUCAGCGUUUCAACAUAAAUCGCAUUCAAAUCGAACAUAAGUUGUAAUAACAAAGCUUGUC